AUGGUGAUCCGUCCUCGCCAGCACAUCGACAAGGAAAGGCUGGAAGAAAGCCAAAAAGAAACUGGUGACAGCCAAAAAGAAACUGGUGACAGCCAAAAAGAAACUGGUGACAGCGGAAUGGUGAGUUGCUCACACAGCAAGUGA
Messenger RNA from Podospora pseudocomata, 144 nucleotides. RefSeq lists its product as uncharacterized. NCBI's taxonomy places the organism in Eukaryota, Fungi, Ascomycota, Sordariomycetes, Sordariales, Podosporaceae. The record is from RefSeq and is a predicted model, not a curated record. Bases 1 to 144 code for a protein of 47 amino acids. The transcript has a single exon.